CUAGGAGCGAAAACAAGAAAGACAGUUUUAACCCCUUAAUUUCAUAAGCUUCCUUCCCUAUGGCCUGAGGCUAGAAUCGUCCUUAAAAAAGAAUAACGACAUGGAAUUAAAAUCAGGGCUCUCCUUCUGGCAGCAGUGGAAUGUUCGAUAUUUUGUAUUCUUGUCCUUCUUUGAAAACCUACGAGGGGUCUCUCUCUCUCUCUGGUCUAUUUGGGGGGUUUUGAAUCGAGUGAGAAUGGGGCUUUGGAGAGCUAUAGCCUGGUUUUGCCUCAGUAUGUUGGUCGCUUUUGUGGUCUUUUCAUCACCAUUUCUCCAUAGCUCUACUACUCCCUGUUUUCAAGGUGGAAGAAAACUGUUAAAUACGCAACAAGGCACGGCACUACCACAGGGAUUUCUGAGCAACAAUCAAGGAAGAAGAGGAGGUGAAAUCGGGGGCAAUUUGGGAAAUGGUGCAGAAGAAUCGGCAAGAGAAGUGCCAACAGGGCCUGACCCUCUCCACCACCACGACAUUAAUCCUUCAGGCCCUUGACUCUCUCUCUCUCUCUCUCUCUCUCUCUCUCUCUCUCUCUCUUAUAUUGAAAUGCAUAAUUCCGAAAUUAAGCUGUCAAUGUUCUGUUUUUUUUUUGGCCGAAUUUGUAGGGACUUAUUAUACAGAAAUGGUUUAAUUUUUAGUUUUACUGAGAGACUUGUAUACGAAUGUCAUGCUUCUCAUUUACAAAAUCCAAAGUCACAUAUCCUUUUUCCUUGUGAUAUAAAUAGUU
Messenger RNA from Rhododendron vialii, 761 nucleotides. RefSeq lists its product as uncharacterized. The transcript has 3 exons. The record is from RefSeq and is a predicted model, not a curated record. Bases 101 to 529 code for a protein of 142 amino acids. Lineage: Eukaryota; Viridiplantae; Streptophyta; Magnoliopsida; Ericales; Ericaceae.